AUGGCUAUCGUUCAUCAUCAUGUUUCCAUAGGAUUUGGAAUUUGUGGUAUCCCAGAAAAUCUUAUCAUAGCCCUCAACAAAACCGGUUCUAAAGAUUUAACAGUUACUAGUAACAAUUGCGGCGUCGCAGGCUGGGGCUUAGGCAUUUUAUUAGAUGACAAAAAGAUCAAGCGAAUGAUAUCAUCAUAUGUUGGAGAAAAUGCGGAAUUUGAACGUCAGUAUUUAAGUGGAGAAUUGGAAGUAGAAUUAACACCUCAGGGAACAUUAGCAGAACGUAUCAGAGCUGGUGGUGCCGGUAUUCCUGCAUUCUACACCCCUACUGCAUAUGGUACCGUUAUUCAUGAAGGUGGCGCUCCUAUUAAGUACAACACUGAUGGCUCAAUUGCAAUAGCAAGUGAGCCUAGGGAGUCACGCGAGUUUAGUGGACGAAAUUAUGUCAUGGAAAAAGCGAUAACUGGCGACUUUGCAUUAGUAAAAGCAUGGAAGGGAGACAAAGCUGGAAAUCUAAUCUUUCGAAAGUCGUCUAGAAAUUUUAAUCCGGCUGCUGCAAAAGCCGGUAAAAUUACCAUAGCUGAGGUUGAACAACUUGUUGAAAUUGGCGAAUUAGAACCUGACGAAGUGCAUGUACCUGGCGUUUACGUUCAGAGAGUGGUUGUUGGUGAAGAAUAUCAAAAAAGAAUAGAAUUUAGAACUAUCACAAGGGACGAUGAUGUAGUAAAUAUCCCUGAGAAGCAUCAACGAAUUGUCAAGCGUGCGGCUCAGGAAUUUAAAGAUGGCAUGUAUGUUAACCUGGGGAUAGGAUUACCAAUGCUUUGUAGUAAUUAUAUAGAUCCUAACAUUACAGUUCAUUUACAAAGUGAAAACGGAAUUCUUGGCCUGGGGCCAUUUCCACACGAGAAGGAUGUAGACGCUGAUCUAAUUAAUGCUGGAAAACAAACUGUAACGAUAUUGCCUGGUGGUGCAUUCUUUGGAAGUGAUGAAUCCUUCGCAAUGAUCAGAGGUGGACACAUACACGUGACCAUUUUAGGCGCCAUGCAAGUUUCUCAAUUUGGAGAUUUGGCUAACUGGAUGAUACCCAAAAAGCUAGUUAAAGGUAUGGGAGGUGCUAUGGAUCUUGUCAGUAGUAGUGGUACAAAAGUUGUUGUGGCUAUGGAGCAUGCAGUUAAGUCAGGAGCCCACAAAAUUUUGCAAGAAUGCUCAUUGCCCUUAACUGGAAAAUCUGUGGUCGAUAUGAUUGUCACGGAAAAGUGCGUCUUUGAGGUUUGUUCCAAGAACGGCUUGACUUUAACGGAAAUAUAUGAAGACCAAACAAUUAAAGAUAUACAGAAGGCAACUGGAUGCCCUUUUAAGGUUGCAGACAACUUGAAAAAACUGUCGUCCGGCUAAUUAUAAUU
Molecule: messenger RNA, 1394 nt
Organism: Trichoplax adhaerens
Lineage: Eukaryota; Metazoa; Placozoa; Uniplacotomia; Trichoplacea; Trichoplacidae
Exons: 16
Coding region: 1-1386 (461 amino acids)
Biological process (GO): ketone body catabolic process
Cellular component (GO): mitochondrion
Molecular function (GO): succinyl-CoA:3-oxo-acid CoA-transferase activity
Source: RefSeq, a predicted model, not a curated record